CGCUUCAGUGCUGUAGCGAUCGUUUCGUGGUGAGGAUAGUACGUAGUCGUCCUCGACAUCGCGAAUGCGUCCUCGAAACGUCCGUUCGUCCUCUUGGCGGGUCUUUCCUCGAGACGACAUAAAAGAGGUUAAAGAGCAGCAAGGAAAACGAAGCUGACGUUUCGUCUAAAUACGACGAUAUAUAACAAGAAAUAAUAAUAAACAAUAAAUCAAAGGAAAAAGGAAAGGAUCUAGAUCGAACGAGAGAUUUAGACGAGGAAAUUAUUAUUUUUUCAAAGGAAAAAGGAAGGUAAAGAGAAGAAAGGAGAGUAAGCAGAAGAAGAAAAGAAGAAGGAAAGGAGAAAAAUAGGACUGACAUUUGCCUGGGAACAAGGAUCUCGUCUCGUUUGGUACGGCGUGUUACCACUACCUGUAUAUAUCCUGAUUGGCGUAUCCAAUUUGCCUGCUGCGUUUGCAGACACGAGACUGCCUGUUCUAAGGCGGACGUUUCGAAGCUGAAUGAGGCUGAUGGAACCGUUGCGUAUCGCCCCGGAUGUCGUCGACAUAAGUGCACUAAAAAAAUGGACCGAUUUUCCUGUUCAACAUCGAUUCACGGACUAUUCGAAUUCUAUCGAUGAACCGAGUCAUCACACCAUUAGUCCAUUUCCCUGUCAACCUGCACUUAACAACAAAAUUGCAUUAUGGACUGGCGAUAUAUCCAUUUUACAAGUGGACGCCGUGGUAAACUCCACAAACGAGACAAUGGACGAAAAUAGCAUCAUGUGCCAAAGAAUAUUCGAUCGUGCAGGGUCAGCACUUAAGAUGGAAAUUUAUAACGAAGUAAAAGAAUGUAAAACCGGUGAAGUCCGAGUGACUCAAGGACAUGGCUUACCCGCACGGUUUAUCAUUCAUACUGUUGGCCCAUUUUACAAUAUCAAAUAUCAAACAGCAGCUCAGAACACGUUGCAUUGUUGUUACAGAAACGUAUUACAAAAAUCCAGAGAGCUUGGACUACGUAGCAUCGCUUUGCCAGUGAUCAACUCAGUGAGAAGAAAUUAUCCACCUGAUGCAGGAGCACAUAUAGCACUUAGAACGAUAAGAAGGUUUCUGGAGCAAUACUCAGACUCUCUGACGUGUAUAAUCCUCGUCCUAGAACCCUGUGACCUCGGUAUAUACGAAAUAAUUCUCCCACUUUAUUUUCCAAGAAAUUUGGCGGAACAGGACAACGCAUGCUGGCAAUUACCAAUCGAUAUAGGUGGAACCGAUGGAGAACCAUUGUUACCUGAUCGUCAAAUUAGAAUUAUUGACAAUCCUCAACACGCUUUACAUGGUUCAAGUUCAAAUCAGGGCAACCGUUGGGAAUCGAUCAUACCGUUAAGUGGGUCAUUCGACGAUGAAGAAACCGUGGAACUUUCUACACAAUUGGAGACAUCUGUUAAUAUCGGAGAACAUGCGUUUGCACAAAUGCAAGGUGACUUGGAUCGGCAAAGACUUCUUGGAGAAAGAUCAGUCACUGAUCCACUUGCUGAUAUCAUGAUCAAACAAAUGCAACAAAAGGAAAGGUAUGAGAGGCUUUUGAGAAGAGCAAAAACGGAAGAUCUUACCGAGGUAUCCGGAAUUGGCUGCCUUUAUCAAAGUGGCGUAGAUCGUCAAGGAAGACCAGUAGUAGUGUUUGUUGGCAAAUGGUUCCCAGCUACAAAGAUUAACUUGGACAAGGCUUUACUAUAUGUCAUCCAGUUAUUGGACCCGAUCGUGAAAGGUGAUUAUGUGAUUGCAUACUUUCACACGUUGACCACAAGUAGCAACUAUCCUAGCUUACAAUGGCUACGUGAAGUCUACAAUGUGCUUCCUUACAAAUAUAAAAAAAAUCUUAAGCAAUUUUAUAUCAUUCAUCCUACUUUCUGGACCAAAAUGAUGACGUGGUGGUUCACGACGUUCAUGGCACCAGCGAUUAAACAAAAAGUCCAUAAUUUACCUGGUGUUGAAUACCUGUACGAAGUUAUGGCACCUGAUCAAUUAGAAAUUCCAGCUUACAUCACGGAAUACGAUAUGACGAUAAACGGCCUGAGGUAUUACACGCCAGAUCAGUUCUCAGAGGUAGAAACAUCGUCGCGAACGUAACUCAUCGAGAAGAGUAAAAAGAGCGAAAUAAUACAAGUGAAAGAACGUAUAUGCGAUUAUUAGAAUAAGGUGUUUCGAAGGAAGGAAAGAAAGAAAGAAAGUGAAAAAGAAAAAAUUAAAGAAAAAAAAAAAAUAACAAAACGACAAAUCUCGUGCAGAGAGACGUGCAUGCUGUCUUGUGAUGGCACCAUUAUCAUCAGGCACGUUAUUUGAUUAACGGGACACGGAACAUUUCUUUUUUUUUUUUUUCCAAACGUAUGAUCUCGUAUCUCUCUUAUCGUCCAUUCUUCCAACAUAAGAAAUAAAAAAGAAAGAAAGAAAGAAACGAAAAGAAAAAAAAAGAAACGCUUUACACUAAAAGGACGUCGACGAGAGAAUGUGACGGAAAAAAAAAUCUCGCUGAUAGCUUCGUAGGAUAUACAAAAAGAAAAUAAAUUAAUUAAUGAAAUAAAUUAAAUAAAAUGAAUAAAAAGUAUUUCGAGGAAGCAAAAAUAUUAUAUACCUAUGUGAAUACGAGGGCGACUUCUUUUCAAUCGCGGUCUUUUACUUUUCAUUUUUCUUUUUCUUUCAUUCAUUCUUUCUUUCUUUCUUAUAUUUAAUUUCUAUCUAACUUUUUUUUUUUUUUUUAAUGUACAAAUUUCAUUUCUAAAACGAAAAGAAAAAAAAAGGGGGCAAAAGAAACAAACAACCGGACAGGCAAACAAACAAACAAAGCCGCGAAUUUUUCAAAUAGCCCUAGUACAUUGACGCGAUGACUCAAAAAAUUCUCCCCUUCUUCAAAAAAAAAUAAAAAAGAAAAAAAACAAGAGUCUUCUUAAGAAAUCGAUAAACUUAUAUGACUGAUCUAUACUCGAUAUAGAUCUUACAUUAUUUUGAGCUGGAUCAUAGUCGUGAUUUAAAUCCUAACUUGACCCUGCAACUGCCAUUAGUGCACAAAAAAAAGGAACAAAGAAAAAAAAUACAAAAAAAGAAAAAAGAAAAAUACAAAAACAUGUACGUGAUUAAAAAUUUUGUUCACAUCGCGAUUUAACUCUAUUUUGCGAAUUUCAAUUCCGUAUUAAUGCACGUAAUGCACAUUAAACAUUUUUUUUAUUUUUAUCCUACUUCUUAUUCUUCUUCUUCUUCUUUUUUCAAUGUGAUCGUCACCUUAGAUCGUUAGUAAUUCAAUUUGUGAUUGAAUAGUUCGUGUAAACUUUUUUUAAAAGCCUACGACGGAAAUAUAUAUAUUAAACUAUCCGACAGUUGUAGGAUCAAUUUGCAACUUACGCUAUGUGUGUGCGCGUGCACGUGUUUGUUUGCGUGAAUGCAUAUGCAAGAAUGUGUAUGUGUGAGAGAGAGAGUGUGUAUGUACGUGCGUGUACGUGCAUUUUUGUCGAAUGAUCGAUUGGUCACUAACACUCGAAAGAAUUCCCAUUCGCCUAAAACGAAAUAUAUCGGCUGCCAAAACACCAAUAAUAAUUAAUAUUCUCAUUAUCGUAAUCGUUAUCGCGAGAAAAUGAGAAUGGAUUAGAAGGAAUGACAAUGUUAAAUUCUUCGAUAAGAAUUAUUUCGAUUAUUUUUCUAUAAUUGUUCUUUUUCUUUUUUUGUCGGCAAGAGACGGCAAGAGAAAUAAAUAAAUAAAUAAAUAAAACAAGCCAAAAGAAAAAUAUUUGCAUCUUUUGUUCAUUGCCGAUAACGUAUAUAUUAUAUGUACAUUAUUGAUAUUUUGUUGAAAAAUAAGCUUCAGUAGAAUAUUUUCGAUCAAUGAUGAAUAGAUCCGCAUAAUUCAGUGAAAUUGAAAAUAAGUCUUGUUUAAUUCAAAAGGCCAGCGUAUUAGACUAAUAUAAAAAAUAAUCUUGAAUGGCAAUUAUACAAUUCACAUUUGUUUCUUCGCUUGAAAAAUAAUUUUUUUUUUUUUUUUUGAUUUUAUAUAAAUCUAUAUAGCACGUUUAUGAGAAAUUAUAUAAAGUUAUUAUAUUUUGUAAGUUAUUAGGAAAAGAAAGAAAAAAAAGAAAUAAUGACGAUACGUAAGAUCUAUGUGUAAGGAGAUUAACAAAUGAAAUUUGUCACGGGAUGUAAAAUUGUCAUGUGAAGAAGUAUGUUGUAAAACUUUGUUAAAAGUGUCGGAUUAGACGUCACUUUAUUUGUAUAAUUCUAUAAAUAGGACACGAAUGAAAGAGAAUAGACCAAGUUGAAUAUGAAAAGAGUGUCAUUGUUAUAUUAAUAAUAAUAUUAAUAUAUAUAUUAUAUAUUAUAUAUUAUAUAUAUAUAUAUAUCGUCUGCAAUGUAUGUAGUCGUACAGUACCAUCUCGAGUUAUUGAGAACUCCCGUUAUAAAAUCUGUUAUAUAAAUAUAUAUAUAUAUAUAUUUAUAUAUAUAUAUGUAUGUAUGUAUAAUAUAUGAAUCGGUGAUUAUGAAAGUGAUCUAAGUCAUAUGUGUAUUUAUCGUUUUAAAAUAUUUUAAUAAGCAAUUGCGUUGUUUGAAAUAUAUAAAAAUUAUUUUUCUAUAAUGGUACUAACAAAGAAAGUAAUUAUGUAUAUGCGUAUAUUAAUCCUUGAAAGAUAAUUCCUUCACUUUAUUAUAAAAUUUUAUAUAAAAAUUAUUGUUCUUAAACACGAAUAGAAAAAAGUAAUUGUGUAUAUUUAUUCUUGAAAAAUAAUUCCUUUAAUGUAAUUAUAAAAUUAUGAAAUUAAAAGAAAUAAAAAUGAAAAAUAAAGUCUGACAAACAAUAUGUCUUUUAAUAAAUAGGAUUCGAAAUGACUUUACGUCACUUUCAUGAUCAAUCAACGAUUGUUAUAUAUAUAUAUAUAUAUAUAUAUAUAUAUAUAUAUAUAUAUAUACAUACAUAUAUAUAAAUAUAUAUAUAUAUAUAUAAUAUAAUCAUCUGCCAUCGCAUAAUGUGAAUAUUUUCAGAGAAGAUUAAACCAAAAAGAAAAGAAACCCAAACACGUAACGAAGAAUGAAAUUUAAAUGAGUUCAUGCAAAGGAAUAAAUAGUUAAUUACUAAGCCUUAUAGAUUCGACUGUUGCGUAUGUGUAUUUCUCGAAGAAGAAGCAGAAGAAUAAAAAGAAGAAAAGGAAGAAGAAAAGUGCAAUAGAUCGCCAAAGAUCAGCCUAGAUCGUGACUCCUGGACCAUAUACAUAAUUGCCAAAAGAAAGACCUAUGGAAUAUUAGAUGGAGGUGAAAAACUGUCGAAAUGAAUAAAUAAAUAAAUAAAUAAAUAAAGCAAUAAAUAAAUCAUUUGAAAGAGAGCUUGCUCGCAAUGUGUUGCACGAAAUUCAAAUAAUAAUAAUAAUAAUAAUAAUGAUGAUGAUGAUGAUGAUGAUGAUGAUAAUGAUGAUGAUGAUGAUGAUGAUGAUGAUGAU
Molecule: messenger RNA, 5444 nt
Organism: Vespula vulgaris
Lineage: Eukaryota; Metazoa; Arthropoda; Insecta; Hymenoptera; Vespidae
Gene: Gdap2
Product: protein GDAP2 homolog
Exons: 13
Coding region: 499-2100 (533 amino acids)
Source: RefSeq, a predicted model, not a curated record